Messenger RNA from Leptinotarsa decemlineata (Colorado potato beetle), 1079 nucleotides. Its product is annotated as nuclear hormone receptor FTZ-F1-like. NCBI's taxonomy places the organism in Eukaryota, Metazoa, Arthropoda, Insecta, Coleoptera, Chrysomelidae. The record is from RefSeq and is a predicted model, not a curated record.
CUCCCCUCCCGCUCGUUCGUUCAGAUAGUGUGUGUGUGCGCGAUGUUGUAAGUGUAUGUGUAUGACUUCACAACAGCACUAACAUAGACCUGGUUCAUUGGAAAGUAGGUCACUAGUCCCGACUCACUUUCACUUGUUACAUGGACUCCUAAUCAUUUUCCAUUGUGGUCCUGUGCCGGCUGCACGGGUUUUCGACUGUACCGCUCGCUGCUGGUCAGUUCAGUUUGCGAUCUCAGGCAAGUCGGAGGUGUGACUGUCGAUUUCAUUUGUUCUAGUCGAGUGCGUGAGUGUGCCCCACAUUCUGGAUUAUAACUCUCUUUUGGUUUCGUUGGAUUAUUGCGCCAACUGGAUGUAACUGUGCUGUGGUUGUGUUCGCUAGGAUUUAACAUGACGGUCAGGUAGUGCAGGCUGACUAUAAAAUUUUGUUGUGACUAUCGUGUGAAAUGUUACUCGACAUGGAGAAUCAUUCUACGUUAUUGUCUCUCAACAUGUCUUCAUUCAGCGCGAAUUCGGGCGAUUCCCCGAUGGCUAAUCAGGCCUCCAGCCCCCAAUACGGCUCGCCUCCAAUUUCCGUCCCUUACAGUAGUUGCCAGCAAACCAUGAACAUGCAGCACCAUCAUCAGCAGUCGAUGAUGAUGUCCCAGUCCAUGAAUAACCUUGACACGUCUUAUUUGUUUUCCCCAGGAGCCAACACGCUGACCGGCAUCGACAUGGGGGCCAGUUACCAAAUUACCGGACCUACGACUUCCCUGGCCGGUUCCGGGGAUGGUUCGGAUACGAAGGAUGGCAUCGAGGAGUUGUGUCCUGUUUGCGGGGAUAAAGUAUCGGGAUACCAUUACGGACUUCUCACCUGUGAGUCCUGCAAAGGAUUUUUCAAACGAACCGUUCAAAAUAAAAAAGUAUACACGUGUGUGGCAGAAAGGAGUUGUCACAUUGACAAGACUCAAAGGAAAAGGUGCCCGUUUUGUAGGUUCCAGAAAUGCCUGGAAGUCGGGAUGAAACUGGAAGGUGAGUUUUUGUGUUUUUUUAGCAUGUCGUUAUUUUUCGACGGUAGGGGAGACUGAGGAUACCCACACUCA